AUGGACACUAAUUGUCAACCGUCACCUCCGCUUGCUGCACAAGGCACAUCAAGUAAUCCACUAGAUUGUCAACCGUCACCUCCGCUUGCUGCACAAGGCACAUCAAGUAAUCCACUAGAUUGUCAACCGUCACCUCCGCUUGCUGCACAAGGCACAUCAAGUAAUCCACUAGAUUGUCAACCGUCACCUCCGCUUGCUGCACAAGGCACAUCAAGUAAUCCACUAGAUUGUCAACCGUCACCUCCGCUUGCUGCACAAGGCACAUCAAGUAAUCCACUAGAUUGUCAACCGUCACCUCCGCUUGCUGCACAAGGCACAUCAAGUAAUCCACUAGAUUGUCAACCGUCACCUCCGCUUGCUGCACAAGGCACAUCAAGUAAUCCACUAGAUUGUCAACCGUCACCUCCGCUUGCUGCACAAGGCACAUCAAGUAAUCCACUAGAAUGUCAACUGUCACCUCCGCUUGUUGCACAAGGCACAUCAAGUAAUCCACUAGCUAUGCUUGUAUACUAUCCAAAUAACAUUGCUGUUGCUGGUGGAAUACCCUAUCCAACUAGGAGAUCCCUACAUGGGCAUACCAUUCCAGCUGGUUAUACGUGCGUGAUGCUGACGUGUUGCCAUGAGCACUUCAAAGCCCCCCUGAUCCUUGGGGAUCCAGAAGAAAAUGGGAUAUUGGAGAAAAACAAAUUUUUUGCCCUCCCAAAUGAUUCGCUUAUGCAGUUCUUACCGAAUAAGACAAUGAUUCCCUAUCAACCGCUUUGAUCUAGAGUACAGAGGAACCCCGUAAGUAAGAACCUAAUUUUUUUUAGGGUUAGCCCAAAUUAUUUAAAUGGUGCUUAAAAGAAUUUUAGGCUACCAAGGUUCUUCAAAUAGGUUCUUAAUUUUGAGAGAGAAAAAAUUAUCUAUACUCAAAAAUGCUGGUUUUACUUAUAUUAUGUGUAAAUCACAGUGGUAAUACAGACAAACUAGUUGACAGCAAGUUCUAAACUUGGUAAAGACAGGCUUCCAACAGGUGGAAAUAAUUACAAAUAAGGUUACCCAGCCCUGCAUCACCAAAAGAUAAGGCUAAAUAUAGGUUCUUGUUUAUUGCGGGUAUUAAUGACAAAAUUUGAGGCUAACAGGUUCUUAAACCUUAGGUUCUUACUCAUGGGGUUCCGCUGUACCUACUAACGAUAUCUAAUUUAUACCAAUGAAUGUAUUGCUUCAUUUUUACAAUCAGUUAUCCAACUCAUUAAUAAUUCAUGAGCUAUUAAUCCAAUCACAUUGAGUAUUAGGUCACAUGAUUGAGUCUAUAUCACCCGAUAAAGCACUGAUUAAUAAAACAUACUAGUGUUUAAUGUAUCAUUGUUUUAUCCGAUUUAAAACACUUAAUGUGACUUGACACUAGCAAAGGUCUCAGGUUUAAUGUCUCAUGUCUCUCAUCAUAGACCUUUGCUAGAUUUUGAAGAUAACAGUCUUGUACUACACUCAUAUCAAUGGCCCUUGCAAGUGGGAUCAUUAUGAAUACAUAAUUAGCUCAAUUGCUCGUGCUCAAAUCCGUUUUAUGCACAUGUUUAGAUAUUUUGCCAUACAUUUUGAUGAUUAAUAAAGAACUGAAGAGUGUGUUUAGCGGGACUAAAGAUCUUUAUCACCUGAUAAAAGACACUCUUCUUCUUUUGUUCUUUAUACACUACUUAUAAUUAGAAUAAGAUGAAACUUUACAUGAUACCAAUUUCCCCUGAACUGUCAUGCCAAACAUUUUUUUCAGGUUUACAGAGUUCAAAAAUUAUGAUUUUAUAGCUUCUCUGCAUUAUUAGAAAUGAAACAGACUGUUUGCUAUUCUAAAAUCGCUGAUGUUUUGUAAUACUUUGGUCAAUUAUAACACAUAUUAGAGGAAGUUGAUUGUUGACAUGGCUGUUAAUUAUAUUCUGUCCUGCAAGUUUUAUAUACUAUACAAAAUCUGGGAAUGUGAUGAUUAAAUAUUCACAUUUAAAUGUUGACAAAAAUAAAACAAUAAUAAAAUCAAGGAAACUGCCAA
Molecule: messenger RNA, 2017 nt
Organism: Exaiptasia diaphana
Lineage: Eukaryota; Metazoa; Cnidaria; Anthozoa; Actiniaria; Aiptasiidae
Product: vegetative cell wall protein gp1-like
Exons: 11
Coding region: 1-762 (253 amino acids)
Source: RefSeq, a predicted model, not a curated record